GUUAUCUUCCGUGUUUUGAUAUUUCAGGCGUACGACUUGGAUUAUAAUGUUGUAAAUAUUGGAAGUCAGACGGUGUUGAUCGCUGGAAAUGUAGGUAUAAACAAGUUGGAAAUGAUUGACCAGCAUAAUGAUGAUCAACGAUAUGGUAGAACAUGAACUGUAAGCUCUGCAUGUCAUUAAUAUUGAACCAUGUAUGCUUAGAGCCUUAGAGGUCCUUACAGCGAGCCAUACAUGUCAUUAUAAGUAGGGAACCAUGUAUGCGGAGUGGGCCUCACUCCAAGAUGAUAUCCAAUGUGACAAGGCCAACCAGAGUGUCCUUCACAAGUUCCCUCCCCUUGUUGGCCGUGAUGUGGCCUUUACUGUGGUCAAGCACAUUGCGUCUAGUAUCAAUCUUGCAGCCAACAACUCCGAGCCAUCAAACCUCAACACUGACAAAGAUGUUAAAUGGGCCAUGGAGGUGCUAUGUUUUGGGCUGAGCUUACCACUGUCAGAGCACGAGACAAUCAAGGAGUGUGUCCUUGUUUACUUUGAAUGGUUAUCAGCAUGCACAUCACCGAAAGUAUGUGUUCCGCGGCCAGUGAAGGAAAAUCCUAACCCGUAUGCUCAGGACAUGAUACAUCAUCUACUUAACCUGUUUGUGCCACGUCCUGGCUCAGGGGUGGAUUUGGUGAAGCGACAGGCACUUCUUUGUCAUCGGGUUCUGAGGUGUAUAGAAGAUGUAGCAGAAAAGUCCAAUGUGCUGACAAGGGACACCUGGGAAACAUUACUCCGGUUCCUCCUCGCGGCCAACGACAGUUUGCUGUCUCCCCCAACAGAGAAAGACGAUACAGGACUGAGCUCAUAUGAUAUCGGCGACCACCUCUGUGAGAGAGUGCUGAGUGUCCUGUUUGAAAUGUGGCUACUGGCUUGUCACAAGUGCUUCCCGUCACCAUCACUGUGGAAGACUUUCAGGAAUAUGUGUGUCAACUGGCGACAUCACGAGGCACUGGUCACACAGUGGCACAAGGUCAACCAUAAUCUCACGUCACGCCUUCUAAAGAUCAUGUAUGGAGCCGAUUACCCAGAGCUCCAGCUUAAUGAGACCGAGAGCCAGUUCAUCUCACCAGAUGUGACGGACGACUGUGUAGCACAGUGCUGGUUUCGAUUCCUUCACAUCAUACAGAAUCCAGUAGAUCUAUGUCACCCCGAGAUCAUCGGCGGGACUCCAAAGUUCCUACAGCUCCGCUCAGGAGAGGGAAUUGACCCUACCCAGCACGAAUGUCUACAAAAACUGCCAUAUAUUUUCUACAAGGCCAUGAGGGGAAUCUCCAUCUUAAUUAAUGCAUUUCUAGGAAUAUCUCAGUCACUGAAGGCAGAGGAGGAACUAACCCAGCCUCCGUCGAGUAAUCGUCACUCAGUAAACGUACCACCAGUCACACCACCCGGACAGAGGAAGUCUACACGACCAAUGUCAGUACUGGCUGGAACUCUCUCUCAGAAAGGGUCCUCAAAGUCAUCCUCAGUCACCACUAAAUCGGCCCUUCCUCCUCCCUCCAACUUCCCUGGUCAGCUCCUGUUGGACUCUCGUCAGCCCCUGGCCCCAACCCGGCCACGCUGCAACAGUGUCCUCCAUAUGUACGGGGCCUGGCUGUUUGAUGCAGCCUUAGCUCGAGUCCGACUUCUGGCGUGUCAUCGAGGGCCCACUGUGAAUGCUCGUGCAGAUCGAAGAACAAAUUCAUUCACAGACAACAGACAGACCUCCAUUUCCCUGGACUAUCAUUCCGACCUGAGUCUGUCGGUGGAUAACACGUAUGAGACCGGGCGAGCUGAGGCCCUUGGGGCCCUUUGUAGGAUUUUCUGUGCACACAAGACGGGGGAAGAAAUUCUGCCAGUCUACUACUCACGGUUCUACAUAGCCAUGUACUAUGGCCUACAGACAUCUGAUGAUAGCCUGAGUGGCCAGGUACUGGCGAGUAUCCUGUUUAACUCCUGUGACCUGUUACGUGUUGACCUUGACGGUGUACAGAUUUUGGUUCCAUACAUACUGGACGCACUACAACUAAUACUCAGCGACCAAUCUCCGAGACUCAAACUCAGCGACUCAAACGUGGACUGUCAUAACGUGGAGCUGCGACGGUCCUGUAUACAACUCCUGUUGUCUCUACUCUGUCUGCCUUUACACUUCAAGGACCUGGAAAUCAAUGACAUUGUGUCCAGCCCUGAUACCCCAGUUCAGUGUAUCACCUUCCUGUCCCUUAAGAAGAAGAUUAUGGAGCUGUUGCUGAAGGCACUGUACAACGCCAAGGAUCCUACCAAUACCCAGAUGUUGUUAGGUGGCCUGAUGCUGAUCGUACAGGAUUUAGCCAUGAGUGAAGCAGUGGACCAGACAACACUUCAGCCUCAGCACGACACUUCUGGGGAUUCCGAUUCACAUGGAGAUACGAGUCGAACAAGCAUGAACUCAAUGUCAUCCGACUCCAGUUACCAUGAGUCCUCUUACCAUCGCCUGCCACUCACUUCUCAGGAUCUGGAGACAGCCUACGGCCUGUUCGGUGAUGCCACAGCUCUGGUUUGCCAUCGUCUGAUGGCCUCGUGGAAGACAGACCUGAACACAGCCCUGGCAGCCAUGGAACUUCUGGGGGGCCUUGCCAAGGUCAACAUUAACCCACCAAAUCUACUCAUGUGUAAACGCACGGUGAAGUGGAUUUGUGAGUUCAUCGUUUAUCAGUGUAGCCGCCCCGCCCCCUCGCACUCCCGCGACCUUCACUCGAUGAUCGUGGCGGCGUUCAAGUGUCUCACUCUAUGGCUUGUGGAACAUAGCCGUCUGAUGUAUGACAAGGAAUGUCUCAUCAACGUUCUGGAGGUGGUGGAGCUGGGUAUCUCAGGCUCAAAGUCACAGAAAGUGACAGGAGAGAAUCACAGUGUUUCCGCUAAGGAUUCAAAAACUGUGACAUCACAGAAUCGGGCAAGUGAUCCACCAAAAUUCAAGGGAGAUAAGCAAUUGAUGCCAGCAUCCAUGAGGGUGAAGGAUGCCGCAGAAUCUGUUCUCACCUGUAUAAUUCAACAUGUGGGAGCCUUUCCUCCUCCAUGCGGACCUGAAUCAUUAUUUUCCUUAUUGGAUGAGAAAUCACUUCUCAAGUAUUGUAAAGGUGUUGGAUUUUCUGAACAGGCCUCACCUUUCCGAUAUUUUGUCCUGGAGAAUUCUAUCAUCGUCGGAUUGUUGGAACAGCCACUUGGAAAUGUAGAGGAUCCACUGCCUAAUGUGACAGCACUUAUACGGGGACCAUUUGGGAGACAUGCCUGGACCAUGCAAUUACGACAUUCUCCCAGAAAUAAAAAUGUAAAUGCCAAAUCCCAUCUGAGUGACCCUGGACGACCCCUGCCGAUGGAAAAUGUUGGAAUUCACCACAACGUCAAACACCGACACUUCCCAGAAUCUGUUGACAAGAUACCUCUCACACAGGCAGACAAAAGUAUCCCGACUCUCGAGUCGUUGGUGACAGAGAAGGAACGAGCCAACCUGACCAAGCUCAAAUCCUUCAUCGAGAAACAGAUACAGUUUGAGAACCAAGUCAGCAGCCGCAGUAAAGCAGAUCUCACCAAAUCUAAGUUCCCUAAUCCCGAAACGGAAUGUAAACCUCCGAAGGUGACCCAGGAGUUCCAAACAGCAAGGCUCUUCCUUUCUCACUAUGGAUUUUUGUCUCUGGAAUCCCUCAAGGAACCAAAGAACAGCAAUAUUCCUCCCGCCCUUGUGAUGCUGGAUACAACCAACUCGGGCCUGUUUACAGACCUUGAAAGUCUGGACACAGUGACCGCGCGGGAUAACGACACUGUUCACAUAUUCUACGUCAAAUCUGGACAGAAACUGCCACAGGAAAUACUUGGAAAUGUUACGUCCAGGAACAAUGUCCAGCCUCAGUUCCUUGAAUUCCUACACUCGUUGGGCUGGCCAGUGGAUAUUAGGAAACAUGCCGGCUGGACCGGCCAUAUCAGUACAAGUUGGAAAAUCACGGAACCGGACGACUUGGAUGAGGGUGAGUUCCAGCUUGGUACGGGAGGCUGUAUCUACGACGGACGACAGCAGGUUCUGUACUGGGCCGAUGUUUCCUCCGAAGUGGCGUUUGUUGUACCGUCCAUAGAGACGUACAAUACAAAGAUGUUGUCUGUCGACUCCAAUGGAGACCGGUCACCAUUAUUCCCUCACCACCCAAUGGAGAAGCAGGGGACCGAACCCAUGCACAAACCUAAAUCAUUGUCUCUGGAGCGCACCCUCACCUCUGAGGUCGGGGACAGAACCCGCGGAGAUAGAGAUAGUCCUAGCUCUCCCCAAGAACCCCCACCUGUCCGCUUCCGUAACCAACGGCGACAGCCGGCACAUAUGAUCGGACCAGACACUAAAAUGUUUGUGGUAUGGCUCGAGAACUUUGAGGACCACGAUAACUUCCCUACAGGAGAGUUACUUGGAGUAACGAGUACGGGUAUGGAACACUUUGUGACGACGAGUACCAGUAGUACGAGUUCUACACACAAACUUCAGGAGAAGGACACAUUUAUUAUAUUUAUACACGCCCUCAAAAAUGGACUCUUCCGUAUACAUAUGCAGGGCCAGACAAACAGAGUUUCCAUGGCGAUACCUCUAGUGGAUGGUAUGGUGGUCAGCAGGAGAGUGCUUGGAACAAUGGUCAGACAGACGUCCAUCAACAUAUGUCGCAGAAAACGGCUGGAGAGUGAAUUGUACCAACCUCCCCAUGUGAGAAGAAAACAUAGAAUCCAGGAAAUAGUGAAAAAUUAUCAUCUUAAAAUGUCUGAACCGGAGUUUUACACUGCAUUAUUUCAAGACGUUCCAAAGUGAGGCUUGAAUGACAACAUUGUGCAUCUACAGACAAAUCGUUUUAUUUGUGGAAGCCUCCGUGAAUUGAGUGUUGUGAUUGAUAGUUUUACAAUCGCUUGACCAGUUAUUAAGCUUGUAAAGAUAAACCCAAUGUGCCAAAUUAGGGAAAACUGAUAUAUCAGGCUGGAUUUGAUGAGAAAAAUGUUUGAGAUUAUAGUCAUGUUGUAUCCUCUCUCUGAAUUUUAUUUUGCCAUAUUUGAUUUUCAAGUUUGUCAAAAUUAAGAUAUCUUUUUAAUGAUUAAAACACAUACAAUAUAUAGGGGUUUAAGAUUUCAUUAGCCUAUGUUCAUGAGAAUGGAAAAUUUACUAUCAUGAAAGUAGGUUUGACUUGUACAGGGUUCAUACAGACCAGGAAGGUUGGUGAAAUUGAACUCUGAGCUUCAAGAGAAUUAAUGUAUCCCUGGAAUCUUGGAGAAUAUUUAUAUACUGUAUUCUGUCCGGUGAUGAACCGUGUACUGUUUUAUUAAUGAAGGACUGUUUCAUGGUCUGACAAGGCAAUUGUGUGCUAAAAACUCCAAACUUCAGUCCUGUUUAAAUCUGUAGGAACCAUGUAGUCUAUACAUUAACUUGUACAGAAAAUGUACACAACACUGAGAUGUUGUCACAUAUUAUGCAUAGUGAUUUUUUUUUUUUUUUUUACUUAAUAAAUCUCAGCCUGAUUUUAACUGGAGUUGGAUAUAAAUGACAUGGCAGUGUUCAAAUGAAGUUGUGUUCACACAUGUAAAAUUUACAUAUAUACACUUACACAUGUACACAUAUACUUGAUUAACUUACAAAUGUAUACAUACAGAUCACUUACACAUGUACACAUACACCUCACUAACUUACACAUGUACACAUACACCUCACCAACUUACACAUGUAC
Molecule: messenger RNA, 5735 nt
Organism: Pecten maximus
Lineage: Eukaryota; Metazoa; Mollusca; Bivalvia; Pectinida; Pectinidae
Product: ral GTPase-activating protein subunit beta-like
Biological process (GO): activation of GTPase activity; regulation of small GTPase mediated signal transduction
Molecular function (GO): GTPase activator activity
Source: RefSeq, a predicted model, not a curated record